This is a messenger RNA of Phragmites australis (common reed), 756 nucleotides long. Its product is annotated as protein CASPARIAN STRIP INTEGRITY FACTOR 1-like. The record is from RefSeq and is a predicted model, not a curated record. NCBI's taxonomy places the organism in Eukaryota, Viridiplantae, Streptophyta, Magnoliopsida, Poales, Poaceae. The transcript is spliced from 3 exons. Bases 241 to 510 code for a protein of 89 amino acids.
GCAAUGCAUUUCGUCCAAGCUAUGCCAUGCACCCCUUUAAUUUGUUCUUGCAGACAACUCACAUAUGCAGGUUCCUUUGUGUCCAAACCAAGGAAAGGCAGGCCCCUCUCCUCUCUCCUGCCAUAUCUGCUGUUGCUGCUUCUUCUCCAUCUUCCCUAGCUUUUCUCUAUCCCCUCUCUAGUCUUCAAGCUGAGGAAAGGCAGAGUGGGUGGCUAGGUGUAUGCUCCUCCUGCAUGCGCCAUGGAGCUGAAGAAGCGCAACUAUCUCUUCGCCGUUGUCUUCGCCUCGCUCCUGCUGUCCUCCAUGGCAGGAGGCCGUAAGAAGCUGUUGAAUGAAGAUGAGGCAGAAUCAUUGGGGACGUCGGGAUCCAUGCAGCAGCCGGAGGAAGACGACGAAGUGGCGGUGGUGGUCCACGAGAGGAUUUUGAGGCAGUUGAAGAUGAAUGACUACGGGACCUACGACCCGUCUCCGACCAUGGCUAAGCCUCACUUCAAGGAUAUACCUAACUAAAAAUAAGUCAAUUAAGAUCCUUGAAAUAUAUUGCUUGCUAGUUUUUUAUACGUACUCCAUAUAUAUGUGUGCCACAAUGUAUUAUUUGUCGAAUAAAUUUCAUGUACCAUCACCAUGGCCAGCUGGAUUAUAUGUGUACACCACCUGUGGAUAUAUGUGCAUGUUUUGAUACAGCUCAUUACUUAUGGGAGUAGUAUGUUGUUAACAGUUCAAAAUAAUAGAGUAUGAAUUCGUUGUUUUGACUAA